This is a messenger RNA of Sphenostylis stenocarpa, 270 nucleotides long. The record is from the annotation of a GenBank genome assembly. Lineage: Eukaryota; Viridiplantae; Streptophyta; Magnoliopsida; Fabales; Fabaceae.
AUGAAUCUCUGGCGAUUCAAAACUAUACGAUUAUCCUUUUACGUCACACAGGACCAGCUGAUGAAGCUGUUCACUCCAUUCGGAGUAGUUACAGAAGUUGAUCUCGUGAUCGAUCCUAGAACUAAAAGGCCCAAGGGGUUUGGGUUUGUCUCCUACAAGUCUCAUAUUGAAGCGGAAAAGGCUAUGAAAUCGAUGAAUGGCAGGGCAAGUGCACCCAUGCAGAAAAUUGUUGAUGGAAGGCUGCUUUUGGUUGAACCUGCCAAUAAAUGA